AUGUCCGAUCAGACGAGCCCCGAGUCCAAUGUACCACAAGGGCGGCCACGUCCACCGCCAAACCGUCGUCGGGACAAACCGCAAUUGAGCUGUGACUUAUGUAGGCGUAGAAAGCUAAAGUGUAACCGGCUGUAUCCUUGUGAGAACUGCGCCAAACGUGGACUCGAUUCACAAUGCACCUUUCCUGGCCCCGCUACAAGGUCUACGGCUCGACAGAGGAGUCGCGAUGCCAAUGAGAGCUCGAAUGUCUACGAUAGGCUUCGCCAGCUCGAGAGUCAGCUUGCGAGAAUUGAACGGCCGUCACCCACACCAACAAGGCAUGUACCCGGCCCUGCUGCUACACCCACAGAAUCUGGAACAAGCACGAAUGUGAAUACGCCCUCGGGUGCGGACAAUAACUUCCCGCCCGAAGGACUGCCAUUCAGUGGUCCUACAUUGCAAGGUCCUGGCUCUGUAUAUGUGGACUGUUCGCACUGGUCUUCAAUCCUUCGGGGGGUCUCUGAGUUGCGGCCUGAGUCAUGCACUAGGCCGCAAUAUUCAAUAUCAAGCCUUUCAAAUGAGAAGGAUUUGCAACAGCCUCCUGGGCCCUUGCUACUGUAUGGGUGUCGUCCAGUAGCAACCAAACAGGAACUUUUGGAUGCGAUUCCACCCAAGGCUGAGACUGAUCGCUUGAUUGCUCAUUACUUCAACGCAUUGGACUUGUCCUCAGCGAUGUUACGACGCCCUGGGUUCGCGAAGGAGUACGGCAGAUUCUGGGACAACCCGGCAGGCACGCCUGUUUUAUGGCUGAGUUUGCUUUUCGGAAUGCUCUGUAUCGCGAUGCAAUUUCGACAAGGCAAUCCCGAGAAUACCACCUGUCCAGAAGAACGAUCAGGAGAAAGUGUUGCCAAGUACAAAGAGAAGGUGGUACAAAGCCUCCUUUUAGGCCGCUAUACUCAAGGAGGCCCAUAUGUCAUCGAGGCUUUGGUCCACUACCUUGCGAUCGAGCACCUUUCGAGGCCAGAUGCCGACAGUGGUGUCUGGAUCGUUGUGGGAAUCCUUGUGAAUCUUGCCAUGCGAAUGGGAUAUCAUCGUGACCCUAGCUAUUUUGAUGGUAUCACACCGCAUGACGCCGAAAUGAGACGACGCCUAUGGAUAGCAAUCUAUGUUCUAGGUUGUGCUAUCUCAGAGCAUAUGGGCAUGCCACAUCUUAUCAAGAAUGUUGACGAUGUGAAAGAGCCGAGAAACCUAUUGGAUACUGACUUUGACGAAUUCACUGUGGAGUUACCCCCUGCGCGUUCAGACAAAGAACCUACCCCAAUGCUAUACUGCCUAGCAAAAUUUCGAUCACUCAAGGUUUCCAAUCUGAUCAAUGAUCUUGUCACCAGCCGGCAACGCUAUUCGUACGCUGAAGUUAUGGAAGUCGAUGCCAAACUCAGCGAAGCACAUUCAAACAUACCUGUUUGUUACAAGUGGCGUUCGUUGUCUGAAUCUGUCACCGACCCGCCAAUCGUCAUUUGUCGAAGACUGUACUUGGAGAUUCUUCAUCUUAAAGCACGAAUCGUUCUCCACAUACGACAUGUACUGCCAACACAGCAUCAGCAGGACUUCGCCUACUCAAGACGGGUUAUAGCGGAUGCGCUUUGCGAAUCUAUGAAAUUUCAUCACAUCAUGGAUGAAGAGACGCGACCAACAGGACAACUUUUCCAAUCGAGGUGGCGCUUUUCAGCUAUAGUUAACCAGAACUUUUUGCUCACAACGAUCGCCAUGUGUUUCUUCUUACGGCACAACAAGUCGGAAAUCGGGAGGGCUCGGUUGGAGGAAAUCAAGCGGUUGUGUCGUCAAUCCCAAGGCAUCUGGAUUCGCUCCAGCAGGACCUCAAAAGAAGCAUCAAAGGCGGCAGAGGCUCUAAAGGUAUUAUUAGAUAAUUGGGAUAAUCCUGUAGAAUCCGCGCGUGGAGCGGGGGCACCUGUGCUAAAGGAUCCGACCUUGGACUCGUGGGCCUCCACUACCUAUUCUGACGUGUCAGGAGGACUGGAGAUGCCAUUUUCCUAUUUCAGCUUGUUUGACGAACUGGAAAUGACUUCUUUUGCAUCUGAGACCCCGGACCACUUACUCGUGCCGCCCGUAACAGGUCAAUCAAGCGAUUAUCUUACCUCAGCACAAUGGUACGCGCACCGUCAAGAAUCGUAA
Messenger RNA from Neoarthrinium moseri, 2172 nucleotides. RefSeq lists its product as uncharacterized. NCBI's taxonomy places the organism in Eukaryota, Fungi, Ascomycota, Sordariomycetes, Amphisphaeriales, Apiosporaceae. Bases 1 to 2172 code for a protein of 723 amino acids. Gene Ontology annotation, cellular component: nucleus. Gene Ontology annotation, biological process: DNA-templated transcription; regulation of DNA-templated transcription. Gene Ontology annotation, molecular function: zinc ion binding; DNA binding; DNA-binding transcription factor activity, RNA polymerase II-specific. The record is from RefSeq and is a predicted model, not a curated record. The transcript has 5 exons.